Aedes albopictus (Asian tiger mosquito) is the source of this 3402-nucleotide messenger RNA. RefSeq names its product probable protein phosphatase CG10417. Gene Ontology annotation, biological process: protein dephosphorylation. The transcript has 6 exons. The coding region runs from base 262 to 2361 and encodes 699 amino acids. The record is from RefSeq and is a predicted model, not a curated record. NCBI's taxonomy places the organism in Eukaryota, Metazoa, Arthropoda, Insecta, Diptera, Culicidae. Gene Ontology annotation, molecular function: cation binding; protein serine/threonine phosphatase activity.
AACUGUGACGCGAGGUCUCUGUCGAAGUGUUUUCUUCCUUCGCCGCCGCCGUGAAACGUUGCGAAAAAUCAAAUCUCCGCUAGAUUUGCUAAAUGUGUACUGUGGAAUCGUGUCUGUGCCGUUGUGAUUUUAAGUGCAAAACAUACCGGAAGUCGGAAGCAUCCAAAUAAACCCGAACAAUCAACGGAACAACCCGGCGGACAAGGCGAAUUAGAACCGGAAAAUUUUCCUCUCGAUAAGUGCUGCUGCCUGCAAGCCAAAAUGGGCGCGUAUCUGUCGGAACCACUGACGACAAAGGAUUCCAGCGAGGAGGCCAACGACUUCCUGGCGUGCGGUUCCAGCUCGAUGCAGGGCUGGCGAAUCAGCCAAGAGGACGCUCACAAUUGCAUCUUGAACUUCGACGACAAAACGUCGUUCUUCGCCGUUUACGACGGGCAUGGAGGGGCGGAGGUCGCUCAGUACUGCAGUUUACAUCUACCCAAAUUUCUUAAACAUCUGGCAUCAUAUAAAAACAAAGACUUUGAACAGGCGCUUAAGGAUGCCUUUUUGGGAUUCGAUGCCACUUUGUUGGACGAAAAAGUCAUUGAGGAGCUGAAGAGGCUCUCCGACAAAACCAACGGUGAGGAAGCAAUCGAAGAGGACGAUGAGGAAGAGGAAGAUGACAAUGUGGAUGAUCUGUGCAAGGAGGCAUGCAUGCCAUUGAACGAGGUCUUGCAGAUGUACAAGAAGGAUAAGAAGAAUCCUGCACUUGCCAAGGUUAAAGAAGGAAACUGCUCGAAGCCACUGUCGCCGUAUUUAAAGGGCAAGCGAAAGGGUAUUGCGGAAGGGGAUGAACCUGGUCCCAGCUCGAGCAGUACGGGAUCUUCAGCUGAAGCAGCUGCUUCUAAAGACAAGAAGCCAGCUGGUUCGGAUGCAGCUGAUUCAACCGUGAGUAGCUCGAGCAACAAAACCGAAGAAGCUGCUCAGAAGCCCGAAUCUUCGACGGUAGAUAAGAAGGCCGAGCAAAGUGACGAAAUAAGCGACACUGAUGGAGUCAUCGCCAAAAAGACGAAAAAAGAAGAAUGUGCGCCUGAUAGUUCUUCCGCUGCGCCUACCGUCAAUGGCGAAGUAGGUGAGUCGGCCAGCAAAUCUGCAGUUUCGUCCUCUUCUGUGUCGGCACAGGAGAACGGAGAAGUCUCGAGCAAUACGGCCGCUGGUAGCAGCAGCAGCAGCAACAGUAAGAACAUGCCGGAUCUACCCGCUGGAGGAUCGUCAUCGAGCGGCAAGAGCAGCGCAGGCGUUGAUAGUUCAUCAGCCGGAUCUUCCUCGUCGGCUUCUGCAGCGGCUGCCGGUGGCUCGAAGAAAAGGAAAGCCAAGAACGGAGCAGCGAAUGUCGUCCAGGAUGAUUCGGAUGACGACGAUUCGGAAACGGACGAAGAGUUCCCUCCGGUCCAGGAUUCAAACGAAAAUUCCAGCACAGAGGAUGGGGAGGAGGAUCCCUAUGGCGAGGAAGAAAGUGAAGAAGAAGACGAAGAGGAAGGUGAAGGCGAGUACGAUGAAGAAGAGGAAGAUUACAUGAAUGAAGAGGACGAAGCAUUCAUGAACAACAUCACAGACGAGCCUGGCAAGGACAGUGGCUGCACGGCUGUCGUUGCAUUGCUCCACGAUAAGGAACUGUUCGUAGCUAAUGCUGGUGAUUCGCGCUGCGUUGUGUGCCGCAAUGGAAAGGCAUUGGAAAUGAGCAUCGAUCACAAACCGGAGGAUCAAGUCGAGUUCGAGAGGAUACAGAAAGCUGGCGGUCGGGUGACGCUGGAUGGCCGCGUCAAUGGUGGACUCAACUUGUCCCGGGCUAUUGGCGACCAUGGCUACAAAAUGAACAAGAAGGUGCGACCGGAAGAGCAAAUGAUUUCCGCUUUACCGGAUAUUAAGAAAAUCACCAUCGAACCAGAGGAUGAAUUUAUGGUUUUGGCUUGCGACGGAAUCUGGAACUUCAUGACCAGCGAUGAUGUGGUGGAGUUCGUACAGGAUCGCAUUGCGGAUCCCACCAAAAAACUGACAGAUAUCUGUGAAGAGAUGUUCGAUUAUUGUCUGGCGCCGCACACCAAAGGUGAUGGCACCGGUUGCGAUAACAUGACUGCAAUCAUCGUUCAAUUCAAGCCAAACUUCACUGGUGCGGCAUCGAGGAAGCGUGCCUGCUCACCAGAACCACAAACCGACUGCAAGAAGGCCAAAACCGAAUCCACGGCGAGCAACGGCGACAAAUGCGAAACAACAAGCAACAAUGAUGAGAAAGAGGCCGCCGCUGCCGUAGCGUCGAUUGAAUCCUCCACCAGCUCGGCCGUUAUGGAUACCGAUGAAAACAUUGCGUCCUCUUCGACGUGAAUCCUCGGUUGAACAUUUUUCAAGUCCUAACAAUGUCCCCGUAAGCGCAUUCAUCUAUCCACCUGUCCGAACCGCAGUAAGUACAUUUGCCUACUUUUGUAAGGUACUCUCUCAUAGCAGCCUCCACCAGCUAGGAACCAAGAAAUCGAACUCAGCAAAUGAUGAUAAACCAGUUCAUGUAUAGGAACAACAACCAUUUCCUGUCCUUCCCACAUCCUACUCAUACACUCGCUCACUAUGAGCCAGAUUUUAAAAUGUUGACCCACAUUAACCAACACCCAUAAAUAUGUAAGGCAAAAGAUGAUGAAUCUAGAUUAUGAUGAGUAAUAGUGGUAGCCAAAAACACAUUCACACUUAACGACACUAUUGCGUAUGUUCAGUAUUUAGUAGUAGCCGUUGCAAACAAUGUCCAAACUCUACUGUAAGGACUACCGUGGAACCAGUUUGUAGAGCAUUCUAGAACACUUCAAAACAGUAGUUUUUCCCACGUAGUACCUCGAAAGUUUUGAUUUUUAAGAAAUUGCGCUGAAUUAUUGAUCAGUGUUACAGAUUGCGUAUCCCAAAUAUUGUAGAUCUUACAGACUCUUAACGAAAAAUACGUUAAAAUCGUGCUGAAUAAAAUUUUAUGCAAUUCUCCAAACGUAAUAAGGAUAUUGAUCUGUUUUUGCCCACCCUAAUUUCUUUGCCGAUUAAUACUAAUCUAGCAGAAUCGGCUGAAUUGUUAAGCAAUUUCAAUUGACAAAAAACAUUGGCAAUAUUUUAUCAAAAGUCAGCAAUUUGUUUUUUCUUGAAUUGCUGGGAGAAAAUCCGCAAGAAAUAGGGUAAAAACUACAAUAUCUGACCGAAACAUAAAUGUCUGUAUUGAAACUUACCUGCAGCAUGACGCCAUGAACAAAACAAAAUAAAAAGCUUUUCAUCUCUAAUGUAAAUAUAAUUCGAAGCUGCAUUAGCUCACGCAUAUGAUCGAUGAUGAUAAUUUUUAUGCGUUAGGGCAAAACAAUCAACUGUGGCUCUCAUACUCGAUCGCAAUUCACAGAUAUA